AUGCAUCUGCUGUCUCGGUUCGGCUCCAAGGCGUCGACCGCUCUACUGCUACUUGCUGCGCAAGGAAUUUCGCAGACAAUACCUCCACCUAAUCUCGACAUCAAGUCGCUUGGGGAGGUCAUCCUCGCGGGCGACUUUGACGCAAUCUCUAUUUACACGUCAAUUGGGCAACAAGAAGGAUACAGUAGCAAUGGCACGCAGUCAGUAUUGUCGCAGCUACCAAACGGGGCAUUCGACGUUCUGUCCUCCACCGAUGCCAGCAUCGAAGCAAUAUGUCCCUUGGUGGUUAACAGCACACUCAUGGGAAUUGUGGUGGGAGGUAAUUUCACCAGUGUCGGAGGAGUCGCAGCGCGAUCUCUGGCAUGGAUGAACGCAACCACUUUGGAGGUCCAGGCGAUCGGCGGGGUGCAAGGAACCGUCUCGGCGCUCUAUUGUGAUGAAGAUAAUUCAAUGCUGUACGUUGGCGGUGCUUUUGACGCGGGUAAUUCGACAAAUGCAAUUGGAUGGGCAGCGGGUGGCUGGUCCAGCUUGCCCUUCGCGGGUUUCGAUGGCCCGGUCAGCUCCAUCACCAAAGCUCCCGAUGGCCACAUCAUCUUUGGAGGUUCUUUCACUGGUCUCGGCAACAUAUCGUCCAGCUCUCUGAAAAAUCCAGAAUCUCAGAUUAUCAAUCUCUCAACCGCUAAUGUCACUGCCCGCGGCAACACGAGCACGGCCGGCUUAGGAGAUCCGAGAAACAUUGUUUGUCCAUCGAAUAGCUCAGAUGGCUCGUCCGACUUUUUGCUCGCCGAUAAUACUGCCGGUAGUUGGCGCGCGGAUUUGGCAUUCGGUUUUGAGCCCACCAAGCUCCGGCUAUGGCAGACAAGUCAAAGUGGAAAAGGCACAAAGACGUGGCGAUUUACCGCGCACCCGCUCAAUGGCAUCCUCAACUUCACCACUACCGACCCGGCCACUGGAGAUCUCAUUUCCUGCUCCUCAACGUGUCCCCUCGCAGUGUACAACGCGUCACAACCGUAUCAAGACUUUUAUUUCGUCAAUCUGGUAGGGAUGAACAGCUUCACCAUUGACAUCUCGGCCUGGUACGGAGACGGAGGUGGGCUCGCUGGAAUCGAACUCUUUCAAAACGACAUCUUCUCUUACGCCAUUGAGGCCUUCAAUGAGCCUACCUGCGAAACCAGUGCCGUACGAUCCGAUGCCACCGCAACUGGGUCCUGGUAUACGACUCCGUCGAGGGAAAGUGUGUCCGACUAUCUCACCGUCGUAGUUGGCCCCACGACCGUCGACAACACGUUCAUAGUUUUCCAACCCGAUGUACCGCAGAGUGGAAACUAUUCCGUCAUUGUCUAUACUCCUGGCUGUCUGCAGGAUAGUUCUUGCUCGGCACGUGCCAUUGUUAAUGUCACUGGCAGCUUGACCGAGGAUGGCAAACAGUCUUUCGGCACGACGCUCUUCCAAACCAACGAUUUCGACAAGUACGACAUAGUUUACCAAGGACAUGUGGAUGCCACUACGACAUCUUUUCGGCCAUCCGUGACGCUCAGACCAUCGGGCCAACAGCCUGCGCAGCUGGUUGUCGCGUCUCGAGUCAAGUUCGGCUUCACUUCUACGACCGGUGGGUUAAAUGGUUUGUUUGACUAUGAUCCCAACAAUCAUACCGUCGAUUACGCCACCGCCGACUUCUCGAAAUCUGCCAUUAAUAAUGCCGGCACCACGCUCAAACCAAACGCGAAUGUUUUGGCACUUGCAACGCGUGAUGACACCAUCUACGCAGCGGGCCGGUUCUCCGACGAUGUUUUCGAGAACAUCAUGGCUUUCCACAACAACAACGCGUCUUCCUUGCCUGACGGUGGCCUCAACGCGGCCGUGAGCGACAUGUACAGCCUGGAUGACUUUUUGUAUGUCGGAGGCAAUUUCACGAGCACUGCUGAGGGCAAUGUGGAUGGUCUGAGCAACGUCGCUGCGUAUCAAUAUUCCAAAAAUGUAUGGGUCCCCCUGGGCGCGGGACUUGAUGGGCCGGUGGGAGCAGUUGAACCCAUGCUACUUAAUAUCUCUCAGAGCGGCGGCCCAGAGACUGUGGUUGCCUUCAGCGGUUCUUUCACACGCAUCCUCGCAUCUGGCUCUACUCCUGUGUCUCGGGCGAAUGGCUUGGCAAUCUGGGUACCCUCCAAGAGUGGCUGGCUGGCGAACCUCGACGUUCCCAAGGAGGCUCUGGCUGGUCAACUGUCCGCCGCGACAUUUCUACCGAACCAGACUUGGCUUGGAGCUGGAACCAUUGAGUCACUCGGGCUGGCUGUCAGUGGGGCUGCCGGCCUUCAACCUCAGUCCGGUGGUCAGGUCGCGCUUUCGCGACUACCCAUCGACAUCACUCCCAGCGAUGUUCAAUCUAGCACAAGAAAACGAGCUGUGCAAGCUCCGCAGAAUGUGACUGGUGUCAAUACAGGGCUUUAUUAUACCGGCAAUGGACAAAAUGUGACCAUCAUGGGAGGUCACUUCACUGCCACUGCAACAAGCGGGUCCAGCAUUGAGAAUCUUAUGUUCUUGAAUGGUUCCAAUAACAACCGUGUGACGGGACCUCCUGCUGGUAUGGAUGCCAGUUCUACCGUCCUAGCGCUGGCCCUUUCAGAAGACAUCCUCUUUGCUGGUGGCACCAUUUCUGGACGAGUCGAGAAUACCGACAUUAACGGGCUGGUUUUGUAUGACAUGAGUACCGCGGCAUAUCGGGCGAUCCAACCAGCAUCCUUGCAAGGUCCCAACGUGGCGGUCAAUGCCAUAGCCCCACGGUCGGGUACAACAGCCGUCUAUGUGGGUGGAGCGUUUGACCGCACAUCUCAAGAUCUAUCUUGCCCCGUUGUUUGCAUGUAUGACACCUCGACAAGCCAGUGGAAUACAGUGGGGACAGGAUUGGACGGCACCGUUUCGUCUUUGUUCUGGAGGACUGGUUCGGAUCUUCUGGCUGCUGGCAACCUGAAGGUCCAGGGCAAUCAGACGUCCCUUGCAACCUACAACACCGGCAGUCAAACAUGGUCUGUGUAUGAAAUUGCGGGUAUUCCUGGGCCCGUGACUGCAUUCUGCCCUGCCACAACCGAUGGGAAUCAUAUGUGGGUAGCAGGUACGGCCAACAACGGCUCGACAUUUUUGAUCAAGAUCGACGGAAUCAACGUGAGACCAAUCGCUGAUGCCUUCAGCACUGGUACGAGCAUCCGCGGCCUGCAAAUCGUGCCUUUAACUCGUGACCACGGAUCAUCCCAAUACCUUGACAACGAUUAUGCCUUGCUCGUCACCGGUCAACUGAACAUCAGUGGUUUCGGAAAUGCUGCAGCGGCAUUGUUUAACGGAACCCACAUGGAACCUUUCAUAUUAGCUUCUACAGCAGACGGAAACCCGGGGAGCAUAAGCCAAGUCUUCACGUCCCAAACCAACGUUCUCAGAUCAAGUGAAGGUGGCCAUUCCUUGGGGAUAGUCAUUCUUGUCGCCCUCUGUGCAGCACUGGGCACAAUCUUCCUGAUAAUAUUAAUCGGCAUCAUCCUGAAUUACAUCCAACGAAAGCGCGCUGGCUACAAGAGCGUGCCCAGCGUGCCUUACGCGGACAAACAUUCAAACAUCCGUCGGGUGCCCCCAGAAGCUCUACUGGGCAAUCUAGGGUCGAGACCUGGUGUACCUGCGGUGUAA
Cladophialophora psammophila CBS 110553 is the source of this 3666-nucleotide messenger RNA. RefSeq lists its product as uncharacterized. The transcript has 2 exons. Gene Ontology annotation, biological process: positive regulation of establishment of bipolar cell polarity regulating cell shape. NCBI's taxonomy places the organism in Eukaryota, Fungi, Ascomycota, Eurotiomycetes, Chaetothyriales, Herpotrichiellaceae. The record is from RefSeq and is a predicted model, not a curated record. Gene Ontology annotation, cellular component: plasma membrane of growing cell tip. Gene Ontology annotation, molecular function: protein binding. The coding region runs from base 1 to 3666 and encodes 1221 amino acids.